AUGUCAAACACAAGGAUGGAUGCUACUUUACCCUUGUUGGAGGAUCAAAAUGGCAAGGGAAGGUACUGGAGGUGGAUCAAAGUGCUGGAUGUGGCAGAGGCAAAGGGCCAAGUCUUGUUUUCACUGCCCAUGAUCCUUACUAAUGCUUUCUACUACUUAAUAACUUUGGUGUCUGUCAUGUUUGCUGGUCACCUUGGUCAGCUUGAGCUUGCUGGCGCAGCUCUUGGGAAUUCAUGGUGCACUGUCACCGGCAUUGCUUUUAUGACUGGUUUAAGUGGAGCACUUGAGACGCUUUGUGGUCAAGGAUUUGGUGCAAAACUAUACAGAACAUUAGGAAUUCAUCUACAAGCUUCCUGCAUCAUAUCCUUUCUGUGCUCUAUGAUCAUAAGCAUUAGCUGGCUUUACACCGAGCCUUUACUCAUCUUCCUCGGUCAAGAUCCUCAAAUUUCUAAAACUGCUGCUAUUUACUUGAAGUACUCUAUUCCAGGCUUGUUCGCAUUUGGAUUCGUGCAAAACAUCUUGAGGUUUCUUCAGACACAAUCAGUUGUCAUGCCCCUCGUCCUGCUUUCAGGAAUCCCGAUGUGCAUUCACGUUGGUGUGGCUUAUGCACUGGUUCAUAAGACAGCUCUUGGUUUCAAAGGAGCUUCACUGGCGGCUUCAGUGUCAUUGUGGAUAUCAGCCAUUGUGUUGGUCAUAUAUGUGAUUUAUUCAAAGAAAUUUAAACAAACGUGGGAGGGGUUUUCAUCUGAAUCAUUACACCACAUCCCAAUAAACUUGAAACUAGCCCUGCCUUCUGCUGCAAUGGUGUGUUUGGAGUACUGGGCCUUCGAGCUUUUGGUGCUUAUAGCUGGAAUGAUGCCGAACGCUGAGCUAACUACGUCAGUGAUUGCAAUAUGUGUGAAUACACAAGACAUUGCCUACAUGUGUACCUCUGGUCUAAGUGCUACUGUGAGCACAAGGGUGUCUAAUGAGUUGGGAGCAGGAAAUCCUGAUAAAGCUAAGCAUGCCAUGGCUAUGACUCUCAAGCUCUCUGUUCUUCUUGCUCUUCUGAUUGUUUUAUCCCUGGGAAUUGGUCACGAUAUCUGGGCUGGCUUCUUCAGUGAUGACCUUUCCAUUAUAAAAGCCUUUGCCUCGAUGACACCUUUCCUUGCUAUCUCUAUCGCACUUGAUGCUUUCCAAGUUGUGGUUUCAGGGGUAACAAGAGGGUGUGGGUGGCAGAAUCUGGCUGUUAUUGUAAAUGUAGCAACAUUCUAUUGCAUUGGAAUGCCGAUUGCAGCUAUCCUCGGAUUUAAGUUUAAGCUUUAUUCUAAGGGAUUAUGGAUUGGUUUAAUCUGCGGUCUCUCAAGCCAAACCUGCGCUCUGUUGUUGAUUAUACUGCGUUCAAAAUGGACUAAAAUGGAUCUAUCAGAGCCACAGGAUGAUGGCAAGGAAAAUUCAAACUUGCCUUGA
Molecule: messenger RNA, 1449 nt
Organism: Dovyalis caffra
Lineage: Eukaryota; Viridiplantae; Streptophyta; Magnoliopsida; Malpighiales; Salicaceae
Source: the annotation of a GenBank genome assembly